CUGAUUAUCAAUAUAAAAAAAAAAAAACCUAAAGUAAAGAGAAAGAAGAGAGAGAGAUGGGAAACAGCUUAAGGUGUUGUAUUGCUUGUGUUCUUCCAUGUGGAGCACUAGAUUUAAUCAGGAUCGUUCAUCUAAACGGCUACGUUGAGGAGAUCACACGGUCAAUAACCGCAGGAGAGAUCCUACAAGCAAACCCAAACCAUGUCCUAAGCAAACCAUGUUCUCAAGGUGUUGUCCGUAAAAUCUUGAUCUUGUCCCCUGAAUCUGAGCUCAAGCGAGGAAGCAUCUAUUUUCUCAUCCCUGAUUCUUCCUUGCCGGAGAAGAAAAGGAGAAGAAAAGACGGUUAUCGCCGGAAAAAUACUCUCAACAACAACCCUAGCGCCAACGUCGGAGUGGUUAAAGGUGAUGAUCAAAGUGUGAAGUUGUGUGAGAAGUACUUAGAAGAAGUUGUGUCGUCGACGUCGACUGGUAAAGAACACCGUCAUCGCCGGCGACACAGCAGAUCGGCGUCAGUAUCCACGUGGCGGCCUCACCUUGACAGUAUCUAUGAGGAUCUUAAUUAAUUCUUCUUCUCUUUGCCUCUUUUUGUUUCUUCUAGCUAAUGGUAUUUUUUUGUCCGGAAGCCGGAUUUCUAUUUCCCAGAUAUAUCAUUUCCUUUUUUUCUCUCUUUUUUUUUUGGGAAAAAUUCACGAAAAGAAUAUAAAA
Messenger RNA from Eutrema salsugineum, 705 nucleotides. RefSeq lists its product as uncharacterized. The transcript has a single exon. The record is from RefSeq and is a predicted model, not a curated record. Lineage: Eukaryota; Viridiplantae; Streptophyta; Magnoliopsida; Brassicales; Brassicaceae. The coding region runs from base 57 to 563 and encodes 168 amino acids.